AUGCUGACACUGCUCUCAAAGUUGCCAACUGGAAAGUUUGUUCCUCCGGCUGCUUCAGGCAAAGGAAGUUUGGGGACCCCUCGGGUGCUGGGGCUUUGUUCCCUUCAUUCCAUUCUCGGGCUCUGCAGGGCGAGGGCCUGUGGCUGCAGUUUUUGAACCUUUCCUCAGCACAGAAACCAGCUGCUCGGGGGGCCCCAGAGAGAACAAAUCACCAGUGAAGAUGUGGAAGGUGCCGGUGUUGCUCUUGGUUUGGGGAAGCACUUCCCUCUGGGUCCUGGCAGAAGGAGCCAGCACAGUUCGGCCAGAAGAUGACAUGACUACACGUAUGGAGGGUAACACAGGGAACCCAGGUAUAGAAGAUGACGUGGUGACUACAGGUGCCAGUGAAGAGCCCCAUGAAUCUGGUGGCUUGACAACUCUGGUGCCAGCAAGUACAGAGAGUAAACCAGACAUUCACAUAGAGGAUCUGCCGACGGCAGAAAGCACAGUCCGUGACAAAGAAGACAGCCAGCGGAGCACCACGACACCCCAUGCGGUGGCUAGUCACUCACCGGGUAGGAAAACCAGUCCUCCUGAGAGGCAUUGAUCUUAUUCCAGAAAUCCCUGAACAAAUA
This is a messenger RNA of Manis javanica (Malayan pangolin), 614 nucleotides long. The record is from RefSeq and is a predicted model, not a curated record. Lineage: Eukaryota; Metazoa; Chordata; Mammalia; Pholidota; Manidae.